Rosa chinensis is the source of this 495-nucleotide messenger RNA. RefSeq lists its product as uncharacterized. The coding region runs from base 32 to 460 and encodes 142 amino acids. NCBI's taxonomy places the organism in Eukaryota, Viridiplantae, Streptophyta, Magnoliopsida, Rosales, Rosaceae. The record is from RefSeq and is a predicted model, not a curated record. The transcript has 3 exons.
AAGAGAAUGAAGCUGCUGAUGCCAAUAAUAGAUGGAGCCUGAGGACAAUGUUUUGGAAAAGUAUGAGAGGGUUCUUGGAGAGAAGAGAAAGACUCUGGCUGCACUGAAGAUUAAGGAGAAAAAGGUUGACUUGGACAAAGAGUUGAAGUCCAUACAGCAGCUCACCAGCAAGAAGACAAAUGAUGAAAUCGUUAUCAAGCUGGUGAUUAACUUACACUUUAUACUUAUAAUACUUCAUUUUUUACAAGAAUUUCCUAACCAUCCUGCGACACUGCAAUUGAUUGUGAGGGUUCUGAAAAGGAUAAAUGCAAGGAAGCUACUGAGAAGGAGGAAGCGCACAAGUAAAGGAUCAAAGUAUCAAACAACCAACUCUUUGGUAAAGAAGAAAAGGAAGAAGAAGAAGAAGAUCAUCAAUGGAGGGCAAAACCUUUCAACUGCUUUUCUACUCGCGGCAGGUUGACUCAACCAACAGUCGUCGUGGCUUCAAAUCCUCUA